Tripterygium wilfordii is the source of this 730-nucleotide messenger RNA. RefSeq lists its product as uncharacterized. Gene Ontology annotation, cellular component: ribosome. Bases 197 to 583 code for a protein of 128 amino acids. The transcript is spliced from 2 exons. Lineage: Eukaryota; Viridiplantae; Streptophyta; Magnoliopsida; Celastrales; Celastraceae. Gene Ontology annotation, molecular function: structural constituent of ribosome; 5S rRNA binding. Gene Ontology annotation, biological process: translation. The record is from RefSeq and is a predicted model, not a curated record.
UCCGUCGGUCCGUCCCCGAUUCACAGAUCACUUCAUCAUCUCCUGCUCUUCUGCGCAAGUUCCCCUGAGUUAUUUUGAUCCUCCCUCCUCUUCGUUUCUGUCUCAACUCCUCUGAAAAAAGCCCUCUUGAGCCCAUACACUUAAUUUCGACGGAAUUCGUCAGAGGUUCUUCGAAAUUAUCCGAGAUAAUCAAAGAAUGACGCUUUUGAAGAGGUAUGUGCUGAGAUUGUUUAUUUCGCUGAAGUACAUUACAGCAAAUGUUGUAGACAGAAAUAAUGGGAGGAUCGUUGCAACGGCGUCCACAGUUGAACACUCCAUCAAGAACACACUCGAGUGCGGUCGUUCUUGUAAUGCCAAAGCAGCCACUGUAGUUGGAGAAGUGUUAGCUAUGCGACUCAAGGUAGAGGGCCUUCAUCAGGGGGAGGGAAGAGGAAUCCAUGUUGAUGUCAACAAAGAGGUUGAGAAGAAAGGUUUUAAGAACCGCACCAAGAUUUGGGCCAUUGUCAACUCCCUUAAGAAUAGUGGAGUAAAGCUCAUCCUAGAUGAUAAUGAUGAUGACAACACUUCUAGGCCAAAUUUCUAGUAAAUUUCAGUCUGUUUGUUGAUAACAAUAUUGAAGAAAAAGUUGGGGAAUGUUUGGUAAUGGUAAACAAAUGACAAACGAUUCUGUUUCUGUUGUUGGGCUGAAUUUUUAAAUGGGCUCUCCCUGAUUCUUGUCUAGGGAACAUGC